Hirundo rustica (Barn swallow) is the source of this 1167-nucleotide messenger RNA. It is a transcript of the gene SPATA2L, whose product is annotated as spermatogenesis associated 2 like. The coding region runs from base 1 to 1167 and encodes 388 amino acids. Gene Ontology annotation, cellular component: cytoplasm. The transcript has 2 exons. The record is from RefSeq and is a predicted model, not a curated record. Lineage: Eukaryota; Metazoa; Chordata; Aves; Passeriformes; Hirundinidae.
AUGUGUGCAGGCUCGGCGCUGCGGCAGGAGCACCGGCAGGACUACGGGCAGGAAUUCCGGCAGGAGUUCCACCGGGAGUACCGCCGCUCGUUGGAGCGGGAGUUCGGCCCCGCCGGGACCUGCCCCGGCCCCGCCGUGGCGGAGCGGCUGCGGCAGCGGCUGCAGCAGGAGCCGGCGCUGCUGGGGGCCCUGCAGGAUGAUGCCCUAGCACUGCUGGCCCGGGGACUGCGGGACCACCCCGACCCCGGGCUGGCGCUGCGAGGCCUGGCCGGUGCCUUCCGACUGCUGGAGCUGGCGGCCGUCAACCUCUACCUCUUCCCGUGGCGCCGGGAGUUCGGCACCAUCCAGACCUUCUCCGGCGGCUACGUGCACCUGCUGCGCCCAGCGCUCCCUGAAGCCGACCUGGUGCGGAGUUUGGGCCGGCUGGGCUACGAGCGGCGGGACCGGCACCGCCUGGCCGUGGAGCGGCUGCCCCCGGGGCCCGCGCUGAUCGCCGCCGCCGUCGGCUUCCUGGCCUGCCGCCUGGAGUGCGAGAUCCUGGCGGAGCUGGUGCCGCUGCUGCGGCAGCCCCGCGCCCAGGAGCUGCUGGAGGCGCGACAUCGGGACGGGGGUGCCAAGGGGCGCCCUGAGACGCCGCAGGACCCGGGGAUGCAGUGCGGGGCGGCUGCCGACUGCGGCGACAGCGUGGAUCUCUACCGGGAGAUGCCAGACAGCCCCGAGGACGCGGGGAGCAGGGACAGGGCCCCUCCAGCACUGCAGAGGGACCCGCAGGACAUGCCCGUGAGCGGCUGGGGACGCUGCGAUGGCGCGCUUGGGACAGAGCCUGUGGGCAGCGCUGAUCCGGACACCUCCGCUCACCUCUUCACGGAGUGGGAGGUGGCAGGCACCGGCAGAAGUCCCCAGGUGCAGGGGGAGCCCCGGGAUUGCCCCCAGGACAUGCCAGAGCUGCCCUGCUACCAGCUGCACCUCUGCCUGCGCCGGGGCAUGCUGCCCUCGUACUGCUGCAGCACCUGCCGGCAGCUGCACGCCGGCGCCUGCGCCGUGGCACGCGCCUGCCGCGGCCGGCACCGCGGCCAGGAGCUGCGCGGGGAGCGGCAGCAGCGGCUCUGGCUGCAGCGCACAGAGCUGGACAUGCUGCUGGCCGAGCGCUCUGCACCCCGCUCCUGA